Molecule: messenger RNA, 669 nt
Organism: Sorghum bicolor (sorghum)
Lineage: Eukaryota; Viridiplantae; Streptophyta; Magnoliopsida; Poales; Poaceae
Product: putative pentatricopeptide repeat-containing protein At3g49142
Biological process (GO): RNA modification
Molecular function (GO): zinc ion binding; RNA binding
Source: RefSeq, a predicted model, not a curated record
UUGGACCUUCUCAUCCGUGUUGGAUGUAUAAGCGACGCGUAUGAUUUCAUCCUGGUCGAGCCAAAUGAAAGAGUCUGGGGAGCCUUAUUACAAGCUUGUCGAAUUCACACUAAUACGGACAUUGGACUCGUGGCAGCAGACAAUCUGUUCAGAUUGGUACCCGAACAAACAGGAUACUAUGUGCUGUAAUCUAAUAUGUAUGCUAGGGCUGGGAGAUGGGCAGAUAUUACCUCGGUGAGAAGUGUCAUGGUGAAUAAGGGUAUCAAGAAAUUUGCUGCUACAAGCAUUGUCGAGCUAGGGGAUUGGGUUCACAUAUUUCAUAUUGGUGAUAGAUGUCACCCACAAUCUGAAAUUAUCUAUCAGAAACUGGAUGAGCUACUGGGCAAGAUAAGGAGAAUGGGUUAUAACCCAGAGGUGGCUACACUUCAUGAUGUUGAAGAAGACAAGGAGGGUCAUCUUUCUGUUCACAGCGAGAAAUUGGCGAUUGCAUUUCUCCUUUUGAACACUAGUCCAGGGACAACUAUCAGGGUGACUAAUCUCAGAACCUGUAGUGACUGUCAUCUUGCUGCAAAGCUGAUUUCGGUAUUCACCAGUAGAGAGAUUAUCCUCAAAGACACCAAUAGGAUCCAUCAUAUAGUACAAGGAGUUUGUACAUGUGGGGAUUAUUGA